This is a messenger RNA of Nelumbo nucifera (sacred lotus), 2061 nucleotides long. Its product is annotated as F-box protein At5g51380-like. Gene Ontology annotation, cellular component: SCF ubiquitin ligase complex. Gene Ontology annotation, biological process: SCF-dependent proteasomal ubiquitin-dependent protein catabolic process. NCBI's taxonomy places the organism in Eukaryota, Viridiplantae, Streptophyta, Magnoliopsida, Proteales, Nelumbonaceae. Gene Ontology annotation, molecular function: protein binding. The record is from RefSeq and is a predicted model, not a curated record.
GCCAGAUAGAGAAAGAGAAAAGUGAGAGAAGACGCAAAACAGAAGAAACACGGAGCGAGAAGAAGAGCGACAGGGAUCGAGGCGAUGCAGUUAAGCAGAAGUAGAAGCAGAGAGAGAGGCAUCAAAUCAUACCUUGGACUCGAAAGUCGAAACGCUAACCGUCAAUGCAACUUACACCAAAGAGAAAACGCAAGAUAUUGAGAAGACCUCCAAGCUUGCCAGAGCUCUGGUUCAAAGAUCCAGCUAUCAAACGUUUUCUUCGUACGCUGCACUUUCGAUCUCUAAGCUCAGCUUCUGCAUCAGAUUUCGCGGCAGAAGAUUAUGACGAGAGGUCACCAAGAAUCUGGCCGGAGAAAAGUCGAUACUUUGGCGCUUCCAACGAUCUGACCGCUCUGUUAUCCGACGAGCUUCUCCUUCGAAUCUUCUCUAAGCUUCCCGACUCACAGAGAAACUCUAAUUCUCUUGUAUGCAAGAGAUGGCUAAUUCUUCAUGGCCGCCUUGUUCGCUCCCUCAAGCUCUUCGACUGGGAUUUUCUCGAAUCCGGUCGCCUUGUUUCUCGUUUCCCCAAUCUUACCGAUGUUGAUCUCGUCCCGGCAUGUAUUGACGCACCUAGGAAUUCUGGCAUAUUUUUGACCCAUAAAUUCGUCUCGUUUCACCUUGAUUCUGAUUUCUCGUCCAAUGGCUUCAACUUGAUCGACGAAGAGAAUUUACUCCCGCAUGCUUCAAUUGAUCGUGGACUACGAGUUAUUGCCCGUGGAUGCCCUAAUCUUCGGAAGCUUGUUCUAAUCGGUGCCACUGAGAUUGGGUUGGCGAGUAUCGCCGAGGAGUGCCCCAAUUUGCAGGAAUUGGAGCUGCACCGCUGCACGGAUCUCUCGUUGCGUGGGAUUGCCGCCUGUCAGAACCUCCAGAUCUUGAAAUUGAUUGGUAAUGCGUAUGGUUGUUACCGUUCGGUGGUCUCUGAUAUCGGUCUCACGAUCUUGGCGCACGGGUGUAAGCGGCUGGUGAAGCUUGAGCUGAUCGGUUGUGAGGGGAGUUACGAUGGGAUCAAAGCCAUUGGCCAAUGCUGCGACAUGCUGGAGGAGCUCACGCUGUCCGACCACAGGAUGGAUAAAGGGUGGAUGGCAGGAUUGUCAUUCUGUAGAAAUUUGAAGACAUUAAGGCUACAAUCAUGUAAGAAGAUCGAUUCGAACCCCGGGCCGGCUGAGUAUUUGGGGUCUUGCGAGACCCUUGAACGGUUGCACCUGCAGAGGUGCCAAAUCCGGGAUCGUAAAAGCCUUAAGUCAUUGUUUUUCGUUUGCCAGGGUGUCAGAGAGAUCGUGUUUCAGGACUGUUGGGGCUUGGAUAAUGCGAUGUUCUACUUUGCAAGCAUUUGCAGGAGGGUAAAGUCUCUAUCUUUGGAAGGAUGUUCAUUGCUAACAACAGAUGGUCUGGAGUCUGUAGUUCUUUAUUGGAAGGAGCUUAAAAUGCUUAGUGUAGUCUCAUGUAACAAUAUAAAGGACUAUGAAGUCACUCCUGCACUGUCAAGUUUGUUUUCUGUGCUUAAGAAGUUGAAGUGGAGACCAGAUUCCCGUUCUCUUCUUUCAUCAAGUGUUUCAGGGACGGGAAUGAGAAAGAAAGGUCGUAAAUUUUUCAAGAGGGUGAAGUCUACCAGAAAAUGAGAAUCUAAGCUUACAUUCAGAUGGUUCAUACUACACUAUCAGUAUGGUAUAAUCAUUAUUUUAUCCAAUUUUAGAUAGUUAACAUGAUUGUUAACAGAAGACGAUUCACCUUUUUUUGCCUACAGUGAACCAGCAAAAGGAGAUAAUCAUUUUAAAUAUGCCAAACCCUCUUCACCUAUUAUUUCUGCAUGUGGAGUAACUUGUUUGCCUGAGCUUCAACUUUUCCCAGCUGAAAUUACUCCACUGAUGUAUUUACCCUAACCCUGCAUCUCUUAUACAGUUCUAUGUUUACAAGGCUAGGAAUAUUAAUCCCUUUUCUGUUAAGUAGUUGAAACAAGUUACUUAAAGGGGUUAUUGUAAUUGGAUAUCUUAAUAUCAAUUUUUAUCAUUCGUUUUAUAGCUA